GAGUGUCGAACAUGUCGGCUCCCGGGAGUAGAGAAGAGCGGCUUCUCCCGGCUCUGCACGGGCUCAGCCCCCGGUACCGGCCGUGGGACGGGCCGACGCUGCGGAUCGCGCUCUUUGUGCAUUGCUGGCUCCACGUUAGCGCCAGGACCUCCAUGGUUGAUGAUUUGCUGCUGCCCUAUGACGUCUCUGCUAAGCAUGGUCCAAGCCGCAGCCAUCGGGAGACCAGAAGCUGCCUCCCUCUUGCUCAUGGAAAUACGACCCAUGAAACGUGGCCCAGUAAUAAUGGCACCGUGCACCCUGCGGCUACGACUAGAACGUUUAUAUCGGUCCUUACCGAUGGCGUGACAAAGACUGUUUCCGGCCAUAUCACUUUUAUAAAUAACCCCUUGAGGACUAUGUCCGUGCUGGAGCCUGGGGAGCCUGGGAGUUGUAGUAGACGCCUUACAGCAACCGUGGAAGAAACUGUGAAAUAUGGGAAUUGCAUCGUAGCCCAAAAUGGAGGAUUUUUUGAUACUAACACUAGGCAGUGUCUGGGGAAUGUUGUGAGUAAUGGCAGAUUGGUGCAGAAUUCUGGAGGGGUCCAGAAUGCACAGUUUGGCAUCAAGGCGGAUGGUACCAUGGUUUUUGGAUAUCUGUCCGAGGAGGAGGUGCUGAGCCGGGAGAACCCCUUUGUGCAGCUGGUGAGCGGGGUCAUGUGGCUGCUGCGCAAUGGUGAAGUCUACAUUGAACAGAGCAAGACUGUAGAAUGUGACAAGACCCAGAAUACGGGUACUUUUGAUUAUUUUUUGAAUGUGACCUCCGCCAGGACAGCUAUUGGUCAUGACCAGGACGGCCGACUGAUUCUAUUCCAUGUGGAUGGGCAGACCGGAAGCAGAGGCAUGAACCUGUGGGAGGUCGCUGAAUUUCUAAAGAAGCAAAGAGUUGUUAAUGCCAUAAAUCUGGACGGUGGAGGAUCUGCUACUCUGGUUGUUAAUGGGACACUUGCCAGCUAUCCAUCCGAUCAUUGUCAGUUUGAUGCAAUGUGGCGUUGCCCACGGAGCGUGUCUACGAUUGUGUGUGUCCAUGAACCCUCAUGUGAUCCCUCAGACUGUGGAGGACACGGACAGUGUAUUGCAGGAGAGUGUCAUUGUAGAGACUAUUGGACAGGGAGUUCUUGUGAAGUUCUAAGCUGUGGACCAUCAAACUGCAGUUCUCAUGGGACCUGCACCCCAGGUGGAUGUGUUUGUGACUCUGGCUGGAUGGGCAAUAACUGCAGCAGUGCUUGUAAGCAUGGACACUAUGGAGAAGGAUGUGCCAGUGUGUGUCAUUGCCAGAACCAUGGGACCUGUCACCAUGUUAAUGGGACUUGUGAAUGCCCAGCAGGGUUUACAGGACUGUACUGUGAGGAAGUGUGCCCAUUUGGUUUUUAUGGUUUGAGAUGCCAGGAGAUUUGCCAUUGUGGGAAACAGUGUUACUGCCAUCCAGUAACAGGAAGCUGCAACUUUACCCAGGAGCCCAGGACACUUGAGCUUUUAUCAAAAGUUGGCUCCUGCAUGGAAUCUCUGUUAAACUCCUCCUGGUGGGACGCUGUGCCCUCUGAUGCCAAAGUCACGUAUCUAACAGAGCAUUCAUGGGCAGGCUUAAGCUGUACUCUCCUGGUGCUGCUUGUGGUUAGCAUUGGGUUCAAUGUGAGACCGCACUGGCCUCGUAGAAAAACCAGGAACGAAUGGAAUUAUUCUUACCAACGGCUUCGAGAAAUGAAUGGAAAAGUGGAUGUCCCAGAUAUGUAUGAGACCAACGACUUGUAUCACUCAGAUAUUGAUGUGGACACGUCACAUAAUGAAACCAGGAAUUGAAUGCGUUGCAAAUCGGGCUGGGAUUAGUCCGCGCCACCUAUGCAUGCUGUGCUAUGCAGCAGUCUAGUGCCUUGUGUGCACCCAGCGAGAUGGGUGUAAAACUUGAAGGAAAUGAAUGUGUACAUUAGCAGUACACUCAUUGCAAUGUAUAGUAUUUAUAAAAAGUAUUCUUGAUUUUUUUUUUACAAAAAAAGUGCAAUAAUAUUUGCAUAGCCUUAUUUUUUUUAGAGAGGCUGUGCUUUUUUCAACACUGGAUUAUUUGUCCUUUUUAAUAGUUUUCUUGUUCACACACUGUAUGAUUGCAGAGUUUUUAUCGGGAAGGUAACACGUACUUAGUAACUUGUGGUUUGCGGAUCCUCCAGGUACAUGUGUAAUGAGCUUUUGAUGACCAAUUUGUUGAUAAAGCAAAGCACGUAAGUACAGCCUGACUAAGGCUACUUUCACAUUAGCGCUUUCAAUUCCGCUAUUGAGAUCCGUCAUAGGAUCUCCAUAGGGGAAGAAAACAAUUCAGUUUUGUCCCUAUUUAUUGUCAAUGGGGACAAAA
Bufo gargarizans (Asiatic toad) is the source of this 2379-nucleotide messenger RNA. RefSeq names its product N-acetylglucosamine-1-phosphodiester alpha-N-acetylglucosaminidase (gene NAGPA). The record is from RefSeq and is a predicted model, not a curated record. The transcript is spliced from 11 exons. NCBI's taxonomy places the organism in Eukaryota, Metazoa, Chordata, Amphibia, Anura, Bufonidae. The coding region runs from base 12 to 1835 and encodes 607 amino acids.